CCUGCUGCUAGAGUUACCUCCAAGGUCACUGACUUUCUCAGCAGCAUCCCAGUCAAGGAAAACAAAAUUCUAAAAUGGCAUCGGGAGGCAGUGUGAAGCCAUUUGUCCACUUCAAUGCGAAGCAGGAUGCAGAGUUGCUCUACAAGGCAAUGAAAGGACUUGGAACGGAUGAAGACACCAUCCUUAUGCUCCUGACUUCGCGGUCCAAUGACCAGAGGCAGCAAAUCAAGGCGGCAUACAAGAAAUCCCAUGGCAAGGACCUUGUUAAAGAUUUAAAGUCUGAGCUGGGUGGAAAGUUGGAGGAUCUCCUCCUUGCUUUAAUGGCCCCUCCAGCUUCCUACGAUGCUAAUGAGCUACACAAAGCCAUAAAGGGAACAGGAACGGAGGAUGACGUCCUGAUUGAGAUUCUGGCCUCCAGAGCACCAGAGGAGAUAAUAAACAUCAUCAAGGCAUACAAAAAAGACCACGGCGCCAAGCUGGAGAAGGACAUCAUGGGAGACACGUCAGGCCACUACCAAAGGAUGCUUGUGAUUCUCCUCCAGGCGAACAGGGAGGAAGGAGUGGGUGAGUUGACAGUGGAGAAGGAUGCAAAGGAUCUGUACUCGGCAGGAGAGGAGAAGUUUGGCACGGACGAGGACAAGUUUAUCAAUAUCCUCGGCAACCGGAGUGUCGAGCACCUGCGUAAAGUGUUUGAAGCCUACAGAAAAGUGGCUGGGUGUGAUCUUGAGGAAAGCAUCAAGGAAGAGUGUACAGGGAACCUAGAGAAGGUGUUGCUGGCUGUGGUGAAAUGUAUCAAAAGUGUUCCUGCCUACCUUGCUGAAUGCGUCCAUGACAGUAUGAGUCGUGCGGGCACGGAUGACAGGGCUCUGAUCCGGAUCAUGGUGUCCAGGAGUGAAGUGGACAUGCUGGACAUCCGAGCCCACUUCAAGCGCAUGUAUCGCCAGUCACUUUACACCACCAUACAGGAGGACACAGCAGGGGACUACCAGAAGGCGUUGCUCUACCUGUGUGGAGGAAAUGACUGAUGAAAUGACUUACCUUUGGGUUUACGUUUGGUCAGUUUGAAGAGAUUCAUUCUGAGCUCACUUUCUGUCUGUCAUUCCAAGUCUUCAAAUACCUCAAAUAUCUUUUAUUGUUUGGUUGCUCUCAGGUGACAGUUGAGUAUUUCAUAAGAAUUUUGAAUUGAGAAAUAAGUGCUUUCUUGGAUGCCUUCCUGUUUGGCUAUGUAUCAUAACAAGAAUGUAUAAUAGUGCAUAUUCAAUUUCCAACAAGUAUCCAAUCGGUUACAGUGAAAUGAU
Alosa alosa (allis shad) is the source of this 1298-nucleotide messenger RNA. RefSeq names its product annexin A5a (gene anxa5a). The transcript is spliced from 13 exons. Gene Ontology annotation, cellular component: cytoplasm. Bases 75 to 1025 code for a protein of 316 amino acids. Gene Ontology annotation, molecular function: calcium-dependent phospholipid binding; calcium ion binding. NCBI's taxonomy places the organism in Eukaryota, Metazoa, Chordata, Actinopteri, Clupeiformes, Clupeidae. The record is from RefSeq and is a predicted model, not a curated record.